CAUGUCAUCUUCACUUUCGUCUGAGUCCUCUUAUCGUCGAUAACGUCUCAGCAUUUCAUUACCCAAUCAUGGAUACGCUAAUGGCAUCAUCCUCUUCUACAGCAGCCAUUCUCCACCGUCCGCCGCCCCUUCCCUUCCGGUCCUCCAAUUCCUUAUUCUACACCGGUUCUUGCUCCACAGGUACGGCGGCGUUCUUCCGGAAGCCCUUAUUCAGCAAUCAUGGUGCUCAGAGAAAACUAAUUCACUCGUUCCAAAAUUCUUCAUCUCAAUCUUCGUCGUCGAGUGUGAAAGUGCCGAUUAAAUGUGGAGUUACCGAGAUUAACGAGAGCCAAUUCCCGGAGGUAGUAUUGAAAUCCGACCGUCCUGUUCUUGUUGAGUUUAUUGCCGGUUGGUGCGGACCUUGUCGAUUAAUCGCUCCCGCCAUCGAAUCCAUAGCAAAGGAAUACGAAGAUAAACUAUUGGUUGUAAAGAUCGAUCACGACUCGAAUCCAAAGCUAAUCCAAGAGUACAAGGUGUAUGGAUUGCCUGCUUUGAUUUUGUUCAAAGAUGGGCAAGAAAUUCCACAAAGCAGAAGGGAAGGUGCAAUUACAAAAGCAAAGCUGAAGGAGUACAUUGAUGCACUACUGAAAUCGGUAUCAGUUGCUUAACUCCAUGAAUCAUCACUUGUUUUUCUCACAAUUUAUGAGCAGCAGGGGAAUUGUAUAAAGGUGUAAAUUUAAACGUAUUACAGAUCUUCAAUUUCUCUUGCACAUUUUCUUAAUAAUAUUUAGGUAAAUUAAACAAAAUUGCAAAUGGAUUUUGGUUUUUACUUUCAUUAGAGUAUUUAUAAAAAAAAAAAAAGAACAUGUCAAUUAUA
Messenger RNA from Lactuca sativa (garden lettuce), 856 nucleotides. It is a transcript of the gene THX, whose product is annotated as thioredoxin X. Gene Ontology annotation, cellular component: cytoplasm. The record is from RefSeq and is a predicted model, not a curated record. Gene Ontology annotation, molecular function: protein-disulfide reductase activity. NCBI's taxonomy places the organism in Eukaryota, Viridiplantae, Streptophyta, Magnoliopsida, Asterales, Asteraceae.